This is a messenger RNA of Mauremys mutica (yellowpond turtle), 2197 nucleotides long. Its product is annotated as signal-regulatory protein beta-1-like. The record is from RefSeq and is a predicted model, not a curated record. Bases 345 to 1535 code for a protein of 396 amino acids. Gene Ontology annotation, cellular component: plasma membrane. NCBI's taxonomy places the organism in Eukaryota, Metazoa, Chordata, Testudines, Geoemydidae. The transcript has 4 exons.
UCCCUUCCCAAAGAGCAGCCCUCUGCCAGGGCCCCUCUCUCCACCCUUCAAUACCCCAGCAGUGUUAGCCUGGAUGCUUAAGCUCGUGGCAGUCAAAGGCUGGAUUACGUGAGGCUUCACGAGAGAACACGGGUCACCAGCCGCUUCGCUGUGAGAAGUAAAAUUAAUGGUGUGAAAAAACGAGCCUGCAGAGAGGUGGAAGCAGGAAAUGUCACUAACACAAUCCACUUCCUUCUGCACUGGGGGACGGUCCGACCCUGAACCUCACACUUCUCAGUAUCUCUUCGGACAGCAGAGAGCUGGCAAAGGCUGCGGAGUUUAAAGGUCGCCCCUCUGACAACAAAAUGGCUCCGUCGACCCCUGUGUGUGGAUUGUCUCUUCCAUGCCUGGUGCUGCUGCUUCUCCUGGAGAUCCCUGGGGCCGGGGCCCAGGAGUUCCAGCUGCUGCAGCCCCAGGGCACCGUGUCGGUGUCAGCGGGAGAGACUCUCACUCUGAGCUGCUCUGUGAAUGGGAAUGCUACACCAGGAGGCGUGAAGUGGUUCAAGGGCUCGGGCAGUGGCCGCCAGCUCGUUUUUGCAGACACGGGAUCACUCCCCCGGGUGACGCGGGCUGUGAGUGGCUCUGACACAGACUACACCAUCCACAUCAGUGACACCCGCCCCGAGGACGCCGGGAUCUAUCACUGUGUGAAGUUUAAGAAGGGGUCGGGAGCCGAUGAGGAGUUCAGAUCCGGCGCUGGCACGACCGUGUCUGUGAGCGCCAGACCGUCGGCCCCGUCCGUGUCCGGCCCCCCUAGCAGGGCAGAGCCGGGUCCCCCAGUGACUUUCACCUGCACGUCAGGAGGAUUCUCCCCCAGAGACAUCGCUGUGACCUGGCUCAAAAAUGGGGCCAAACUCCCAAACUCCCAGACCCGGGUUCUCCCUGCACACGAGAACGUCUCCUACAGUGUGUCCAGCACCGUGGGGCUGAGCCUGACCCGAGGAGAUGCCCGCUCCCAGCUCACCUGUCAGAUAGAGCACAGCACCUUACCGGCUCCCCUGCGUGCGACUUACCACCUCAGCGAUGCCCUGCGAGUUCCACCCAGGCUGCGAGUGGGCACUGACCCAGCGGUGCCCAUCGCACUGAACGCGUCUGUGAUGUUCACCUGCCGCGCGGAGGGGUUUUACCCGAAGGACGCGAGUCUCACCUGGCUGGAGAACGGAAAUGAGACGAAUCUGGGAAAAUCCUCCCCCUUGGCUGAGAAUCCAGACGGGACGUACACGCUCCAGAGAUCCCUGGAGGUCAAAGCAACCGAGCAGAGGAAUCAGUCUGUGUUCACCUGUCGGGUUGUGCACGAUUCCCAGCCCCCCGUCAGUGCCAGCAAGAUGCUGAGAUCAUCCCAGACACCUCCUGAGCCAGGUAAAGAUCCCACUUCAUUUACUGCAGGUAAAUGUGCAGCAGAACCCUCCCCUGCACUGCUGGGAAAUGCCAGGCCUGGUCUCCAGAACCCAGGGGCCAUUUCAGCCCAUCUCCCCCAGGGGAGCCCCUCAGUGUAACAGCCACUCUUUUAUUCCAGGAUUAUCGCUGGGCUCAGCUCUCCUUGGGCCCGUGGGCGGAGCAGGAGGGGGAUGGUUGGGGGCAGGAAAUGUCACUGGCCGCACUCUGUGCCCAGGGCAGAUGCUCUGUGCAGCCCUGCAGGGUGUGACUGUCCCUAGAGAGGGGCUGGAACAUGGUCACUCCUGCAGAGCUGGGGAACCCAGGACUCCGACACUGCUCAGGGAUUUGAGGUAAAAGUGAUUUUGGGUAAAAGUGCAGGUGGCUCCUGAGUCCUUAUCCUCCUGCUCUGUGAAGCUCGAGGUCUCCACUGUAGAGUCUGGGCUUCCCUGGGGCCAGCCAGCAGCGUGUGGAUACAGCUGCCAGGCAGAGCUGGGCAAACGCUGCUGGGGCCAUUUGUCAACCUGCUGCUCACAGAUAGGAACUCGCCAAGCCCCAUGGAAGGCCAGUUUCCUCGGAGCCCAUAAAGGUGUGUGAGAGCCAGGGCGGGAUGGCCGGGAACCAGCAGUUCUCUUGUCCGCAGGGAUUCCUGUCCAUUGGAUGAUCUGAUUUACACUGCAGGUCAGAGACUGUUCUCCAGCCCAGCUCUCUGGAUCGGGCUCUUCCUGGAGAAGGUGCUGACUGCCGCCUUCCUCCUCUUCCUCUCCCUGAGAAGUAAACAGUA